Messenger RNA from Chara braunii, 2029 nucleotides. NCBI's taxonomy places the organism in Eukaryota, Viridiplantae, Streptophyta, Charophyceae, Charales, Characeae. The record is from the annotation of a GenBank genome assembly.
CGAUAUGACAGCGAGAGAGAAGCAAGUGGCGCUUCACCACAUGAUGCGUGGUGAUGUCAUUGUGACAUCACGUUCGGUACCUCGUGGUAGAGGCAACAUGGCGGACCUGGUUAAAUAUACUCGGUGUGAAAGAUAUAUGGUCCGUAUGUUCAACUACAUAUUGUUCAAGGCCGAGGGGAGGUCAAAAGAAGAUUGGAGCGCUGACUUUUUCAUCGGUUACACGACCAUCUUGGAGAGGUAUAGCAAAAACGGCUUGACGGACGAGAAAUGGACCGAGGAACGCGACCGCAUCCCUGACGACAAGGCGAGGAAGAUGCCGACGCGUUUAGGCGGUCCUGAUGAGAUUAAUGGUGAGAACGGUGCGGGACUGGAGGCAACCCAAGGCAUGUACAAGGCAACCCCGUUCCACCUCAGGUGUUUCAUCUACGAGGCAAUCGACUGCUUGGACGACCUGAGAGUGGAGGUUAAUCGGAUAUCCUCCAGUGCUUGUUCCAUAUUUUGGGAAGUGAGGAAGAGGAUUACCACGUUCCUGCCAUUUGAAAUCGAACCGAAGGGAGUGCUCACCGACAACGAGGAGGUUGUUGGUACGGCAAGGGGGAUGAAGAUACGGGCAACCAUUCUUGAUACGUCAACAUCACCGAAAUGUGUUCCGUGGGAUGAUGACGCCUUUUCUAAACUGUACGUUUUCCUCAUGACAUGUUGUGGCGAAAACUGGGCCUUGAUCAUUUUCGCGUCGAUGAAACACCAGAAACAGGUGAUGAUGCAGAGUGUGUACAACUGGAAUGAUGUUGAGGUGCUCACAGGGUCAUGGUACAGACACUAUACACCUUCGACAACCUUGAACAAGUACGGCAACAUUGCAGUUCGGUACACUGACAUGAUGGCUAUUGUCCUCCAUGCCAAGAACGGCAAUUUCGACAAUAUAACGGUUGCGCCGAAAUUGCGAGCCGAGUUGACAAAUUUAAACGUUGAAGAGGGUGAAUUUGUGAGGUGCUCAGGGGAGUGUAUCGGCGUGGAGGGAGAUAUCGGCGCGGUUUAUUCUUGGAUGGAACGAGAGUCAUCACGUCUCCGAAAACUGUGCAACUCGUUCAUCAGGGAGGACGAUGGCGUGAUGCUGUUGGGGAGGGCGCAUGCGGGACUGAUUUGGGAACUCGCUCGCGUCGGACACCACGUAUUUGCGUGUGACGACACGACAAAAGAGCUCAAAUACCUUUCCAAGUUUUUGGAGUUUUAUGUGAAGGAUCCGAGGAACAAAUGCAGGUUCGAAAAGCCCGAAGUCGAGCACCGCAAGGACCGGGACAUUUACUAUAUGCUCGGCAGGAAGAGGGAGAAAGUGUGGGCUUACUUGUUCGGUGACGCUCCAUGGACGGCGGUUGAUAACGACUUUGUCAUCAGGAAAAAUGAACUCGAGAUAAAAAUGAACGAGUACCACGGAUCGCACAUGGGUGCUUUCCACAUGUUCGUAGUGCGUUGUGAGCAUCUGUAUUUCAAUAUGAAGAAAAGAGCACUGUCAUGCAGGGACUAUGUGGACUUGGCACGUAAAACGGGGAACUUCAAUAACAUCGAUUGUGACGAAGACACAUCAGACUUCGACCUCGACGUUCCGUCGCACGCGACACAACGUUCGGCGCAGGGAGCACGUGCCGAGGAACCGCAAGGGAGCACCAGACUUCGACCUGGUCGAGUUUGGGAGCGACAUAUGCUAGUGAGGGAGACGUGGAACAUAGAAUGAAUCCAAGGGGAGAAAAGAAUGGUGUACCAACGAACCCGGUGGGUGCGAGUGAGGGAAUUGUUAAUUCACGGGGCAACACAGGGGGAGGAGAGAAUGGGUGUGAAAUGACCCCGCCGACAUCUGGACCAUCAUCGAUACAUGCACCGCAGGCCGAGCAGUGAACGAUCACGUCGAUGGACACAGAUGAAGAUGAAGACAUGGAUAUGACAACAGUCAUGCCGAAGCUCGUGUCAAGAAAACCGUUACCUCAAGACUUUGCUCAAGACCCUUCAGUGUCAUACUUGCUGCAAGACAAGU